This is a messenger RNA of Medioppia subpectinata, 486 nucleotides long. NCBI's taxonomy places the organism in Eukaryota, Metazoa, Arthropoda, Arachnida, Sarcoptiformes, Oppiidae. The record is from the annotation of a GenBank genome assembly.
AUGUCUAAGUCUAUGGGAAAAUAUUGGUUUGGAGUUAUUUUAUCCAGCUCAUUUGGUUUAGGAGAUAUUCGCAUUUCCGAUUGGCGGAUAUAUAUUGACGGACUGGAUAUUAUCUAUUAUAAUCAGCAAGGCACUUUGAUGCAAUUAGUUGUGACUGCUUCAAACGGUGAAUGCGUUAUAAACCUAUUGACCAGAAAGUGGUGCAAAAAGUGUCGGCUCGACAAGUGUUUGGCCGCAGGAAUGCGAAAAGAGUUAAUUCGGAGUUAUUGUAACUCCGCGUUGACUACAAGUCACUCGUCGACUGAUUCAAAACCAAUUGACAAUAAUUUUUGUCAAGAAAUUGAUAUAUUGUUAGAAAACCCAAUCAAUACGAGUGCCGAAGAGCUUACGGAACAGAUCAGAGAUAUUGAAAACUAUGUGACAAACAAUAUAUUCACUGCAAGUAAUGAAGAGUCACCGGAAUUGCCAGUAAUUUCCGUAUUCAGG